CAAAGCUGACAAACGCAACUCAAGACUCCAAAAAGACUAGAAGAGGACUCCUGGGACAAAAAGAUGCCAACUUACAUCUAAAUUACCAUAAAUUACCAUUUGGGUAGUGAUACGGCUAACACAGGCAGUCACAUCGGAACUGACUCCGGACUGGACUUUUUAGUGGGACAUCUGUGAGCUUUUGGCUGUGGAGGUGACAGGUUGGAUGCCAUGGACCCGCUGCUGCCCGCAGAGACGGAGGUGAUGGAGCGAGAGGCAGACAAGGACGCGAGGAGGAAGAUCCAGUUCUCGGUGCCUUCCUCAGUGCCCAUUCAGCUGGACCCGCGACAGGUGGAGAUGAUUCGACGUCGGAGGCCGACACCCGCCACUCUCUUCAGACUGACAGACCCACCGUCACCAGAUGAAGACAGUGGGCCUCACCAGUGGGUUCUGGGAGAAAAUGGAGUCUUAAAAGCCAAACUGGUUAACACACCAACCUACCAGCCACCCUCACUCAAAGCUGUGCAGAGGAUGGCCCAGGCUCACUUCUCCUCCUUAGACAUGAGCUCUGUGGACAAAGAGGAGCCCUCUUCUGGGGAGGAAGAGGAGGAAGGUGAGAAAAAGAGCCAGCAGACAGCUUCAGGUACAGAUCUAAGAAAAGAAAGCAAACCACUUAGGGAUCUGCCUGCUUCAACGGACAGUUUGACCAGAUGUGCUGAUCAUCCUGGAGCUAAAGAAGCGGUCAAAGAAGGAGACAAAGGAAAGGGAGAAUGACAAAAGAAGAAGGCUCUAGUGGAGACAGAGUGAGAGAAUCUGGUUUGCAUAAGGCACAUAUGGACCAUAUGUGUGCGUGCAUGGGUGUACAUGAGUGUGUGUUAUUUGGGCCUGUGAAUGUGUGCAUGCAUGCGACAAGCAAGUUGAAUGUGGAAAAGAAAGUGUUUGAAAAAAACAAAACAGACGGGCAUUGAGGAAGGUCAGAAUAUUAAUGAGCAGGUGUGAGGAAAAGUUUAACCUGACACUUGAAGAAAAUCACAUCUCAUGCCACAGAAGCCAGGGCCAGUCAGCCAAGGACACUGCACAAAAAGUAUGAGAACUGCUAAGAACUAUAGCACCUUCUCUUGCCAUCAUGUGUGUUUGUAAGAUAUCAACACAUAUUCUGAUACUUGCUCCUUUGGCAGGUUGCUGCAUGCAUGCAAGAACAUUUUGUGCAAAGCAUUGCACUGCAUUGGUGCUAAAACACACAUCAAGAACAAUCAGAAACAGCAAAAGAUGUACAUGGCUCAGGAUAGGAUAUCCAUUUGAUGCAAAGGGUCAAAUAACAUACUUGACACUACCCUAUGAUAAUAUAUUUGACAUUUUAGUGUAACCUGUAGUGUGAAAAAGCAUACACUAUAUUACAUUAUAUAAUAAGUAUACACAAUAACCGGUACAUAAUUCAGUGCAUAUAGGGCUGCUUCCACAUUUAAAUCAGAGCUUCCAUUUUGCUUUCCUUAACCUUGUAGAUGUUUGUGUGCAAAGUCAAGGAAAUCGAAGGAGGAUGGAUUGCAGACUAUCUGAACACAGUUUAGGUCCCACUACACCAGAUUAAAUCAUAUCAUAGUAAUCCAACUCAUAACAAUAAUGCAGCACAGUUUCUCUGGUUGGUCAAUAUGAAAGUUAUUUUUGUAAAAUGCUGAUUAGUAAGCAUUAUCUGUUUUUGGUGGCAGAAUUUUUGGAUGGGAACUGAAAGCAUACCUAUUUUUCCAAAAUAAUACAAAUGAUAAGUGUGAAGAUUCAUUGUUAACCUUGUAUAUAAACAAUGUUUUGUGUUGAUGGCUAAUAAAAUAAUUAUA
Messenger RNA from Scomber scombrus (Atlantic mackerel), 1811 nucleotides. Its product is annotated as protein phosphatase 1 regulatory subunit 1B-like. Bases 211 to 753 code for a protein of 180 amino acids. The record is from RefSeq and is a predicted model, not a curated record. Gene Ontology annotation, biological process: intracellular signal transduction. The transcript is spliced from 5 exons. NCBI's taxonomy places the organism in Eukaryota, Metazoa, Chordata, Actinopteri, Scombriformes, Scombridae. Gene Ontology annotation, molecular function: protein phosphatase inhibitor activity. Gene Ontology annotation, cellular component: cytoplasm.